AUGGCAGAACGAAUCCUUUCUAACCCAGACAACAACAACCUGAAAGCGCAGACCCUGGAUCAUGACAUCCCUGCCCCUAGGGAAAUCCCUCAGGAGGAGGUAGUUCUCAAGCGGGUCGCGCGGCCUCUGAGGCACGUCAAGUACAUUCCUGUGAAAAGCCUGGCGUUUUUCUCCAAGAACAACCCCCCACGGUUCUCUUACGAAACUCGCAUCAAGACGCCUGUUCCGAAGGACAAGCUUGUGGUGCAGGUUCGAAAUGCGGCACUGAAUCCCGUGGAUUUGAAGAUAAUGAACAGCUAUACACAUAACAUGAAUCGCGAAGUUGGCUUGGGCAGAGAAUAUAGCGGUGUCAUCACGGAGGUCGGAGGUGACCUCCACUCUGAGUGGAAGGAGGGCGACGAGGUGUAUGGCGUAUUUUUUCACCCCAACCUAGGCUACGGCACUGUGCAAAGCUCUAUUCUGGUCUCGCCGGCACAGGACGUGAUUCUGCGCAAGCCCUCCAACAUCAGCUUUCAGGCAGCCUCCGGCACCCUGUUUUGCCUUGGCACGGCAUUCAACAUUUUGGACAGCUUGGAAUCCAAAGGGCAGCUCAACGAGUCCACCAAUGUGCUCAUCAAUGGAGGCACCACGAGCGUUGCUAUGUUUGCUAUUCAGCUUUUAAAGUAUCACUACAGAAUCCCCAAGAAACUCGUCGUUUUGUGCUCCGAGUAUGGCGCUACUCUUUUGAAAUCUCACUUUCCAGACCUGUGCGACGAGCUAAUCUUCGUCAACUAUGUGAUGAAUGCCAGACGAAUCUACAAGCCGCUCGAGGACAUGAUAAAUAACAGGGAAACUAUCAGUUACGAGGCGGAGUCUGGUCAACCAAUAUCCAGCCCUUACGACCAGGGGAAGUUCAACUUAAUACUCGAUUUUGUGGGCGGAUAUCAACUUGUCAGCCAUAGUAGCUCCUUGUUGAAAAAGAACGGCGCUUAUGUGACAACAGUAGGCGAUUACCGGGCAAACUAUGCCAAGGACGUUUUUAACUCCUGGGACAACCCUAGUGCCAAUGUCAGAAAAGUUUUUGGCAGAAUCCUGUGGACUUUUGACUACACUCACUUCUACUUCGAUCCAAACGCUAAAUAUGCUAAAAACGAUUGGCCAGCCAAGUGUGCAGAGCUUGUUGAAAGCGAGGUGGUGAAAUGUGUUGUGGACAAAGUGUACGACUGGAAAGACUUCACGCAGGCAUUGGACUACCUGAAGCAAGGGCACUGCCACGGCAAGGUCAUUUUGGAUAUUGAGAAAUUUUGA
Lachancea thermotolerans CBS 6340 is the source of this 1287-nucleotide messenger RNA. It is a transcript of the gene AST1, whose product is annotated as Ast1p. The transcript has a single exon. The record is from RefSeq and is a predicted model, not a curated record. The coding region runs from base 1 to 1287 and encodes 428 amino acids. Lineage: Eukaryota; Fungi; Ascomycota; Saccharomycetes; Saccharomycetales; Saccharomycetaceae. Gene Ontology annotation, molecular function: oxidoreductase activity.